CACCGGUUUGCCGGAAGUCUCCUGAGGGCGCCGGCUUGGUCCCGGCUUUGUGGUGGAGGCUGGGGUCCGAUCCGACCUCCUGAAGGAACCACGGCUCCUGCAGUUUUGGAUGCUGCCUGUUGUACCAGGGGCACACCACUUGCGAAGCGGAUCUGCCACCUUAAGUCUCCGUGGAUGUUUGGAAAGAGGAAUGCCCGAGCCACCAGCUGAGAAAGCAUACAACCAACAGAAAUAUGUAGGCGGGAGACUGUGAAUUACUUCAUGAGUGCGAAUUGCUGCUUUUCGUUCCUUGUCAUAUCAUGAACAAUUUCUAGUUUGAUUAUCUCAAGUUUCAAUCCCGGUCCAGAAUCCUGUCUGCCAAGAGCCAAAGUAACCACUUCCAGUUUCUUAACACAGCCACCAUGAUGGACUUCCUGAUUCUCUUCUUGUUCUACUUGGUGUUCAUGCUGGUUAGUGUUGUUAUGGUCUGCAUUUGCUCCAAAACCCACCGUUUGAAAGGUCUGGUCCAGGGAGGAGCACAGAUAUGUUCCUGUAUAAUUCCAGAAUGCAUUCAGAGAGCCGUGAGAAAAUUGCUUCAUUACCUCUUCCAUACACGCAACCAUGCCUUCAUUAUCCUGCACCUGGUCUUGCAAGGGACAGUUUAUACUGAAUAUACCUGGGAAAUAUUUGGCUACUGUCAAGAGCUGGAAUUCUCUCUGUAUUACCUUCUUCUGCCGUAUCUGUUGCUAAUUAUAUGCCUGAUUUUCUUCACCCUAACUUGUUUAACCAAUCCUGGCACCAUAACAAAAGAAAAUGAAUUAUUAUUUCUUCAAGUUUAUGAAUUUGAUGAAGUUAUGUUUCCAAAGAAUGCAAGGUGUUCUACUUGUGACUUAAGGAAACCAGCUCGAUCCAAGCACUGCAGUGUGUGUAAUUGGUGUGUGCACCGUUUUGACCAUCACUGUGUUUGGGUGAACACCUGCAUCGGGGCCUGGAAUACCAGGUACUUCCUCAUCUACCUUUUGACGUUGACUGCGUCAGCUGCCAUCAUGGCCAUUAUAAGCACCAUGUUUCUGGUCUGCCUGGUGACAAUGUCAGACCUCUACCAGGAAACUUACAUCGAUGACCUUGGACAUUCCCAGGCUGUGGACACAGCCUUUCUUAUUCAGAACUUUUUAAAGUUCUCUAUCCUGCUUAUUAGAAAAGUAACUUACAUGAAUUUGAGUAAUCCAAAAGCUAUUUUCAAAAUGAAAAGUGAGAGUUAUCCAUUCCCCCAGUCCCAGUUGCACUUCCCAGAGGCAAACACUUUGAAAAUUGUACCUGUUCCUGACAUUUCCAAGGAUUGUCUUCUUGCUCGGCUUUGUUACGGUGCUGAGCUUCCUCCUGGGGGGCUACCUGUGCUUUGCUCUGUACCUGGCAGCCACCAACCAGACCACAAAUGAGUGGUACAAAGGUGACUGGGCCUGGUGCCAACUCUGUCCUGUGGUGGUCCGGCCCCCAUCAGCAGAGCCUCAAAUCUACCAGAACAUUCAUUCCCACGGG
Molecule: messenger RNA, 1518 nt
Organism: Marmota flaviventris (yellow-bellied marmot)
Lineage: Eukaryota; Metazoa; Chordata; Mammalia; Rodentia; Sciuridae
Gene: Zdhhc4
Product: zinc finger DHHC-type palmitoyltransferase 4
Biological process (GO): peptidyl-L-cysteine S-palmitoylation; protein targeting to membrane
Cellular component (GO): endoplasmic reticulum; Golgi apparatus
Molecular function (GO): protein-cysteine S-palmitoyltransferase activity
Source: RefSeq, a predicted model, not a curated record